Molecule: messenger RNA, 1728 nt
Organism: Apodemus sylvaticus (European woodmouse)
Lineage: Eukaryota; Metazoa; Chordata; Mammalia; Rodentia; Muridae
Product: zinc finger protein 689
Exons: 3
Coding region: 15-1517 (500 amino acids)
Biological process (GO): regulation of DNA-templated transcription
Source: RefSeq, a predicted model, not a curated record
GGGCAGCAGGUCCGAUGGCACCACCUUCGGCUCCGCUCCUCCCGCGGGCAUCCAGAGAGGCUGGACUUACUCGGAGAAGGGGCAGGAGGCCAAGGGCCUUGAAGUUCGCGGACGUGGCCGUGUACUUCUCCUCGGAGGAGUGGGGGUGUCUGCGGCCCGCGCAGAGGACUCUGUACCGGAAUGUGAUGCGCGAGACCUACGGCCUCCUGGGCGCGCUCGGAUGCGCAGGUCCCAAACCAGCUCUCAUCUCCUGGUUGGAACGAAAUACCGAUGAUUGGGAACCAGCAGCCCUAGAUCCGCAGGAGUACCGGAGAUGGGUAACAUUCCACAGAAAAACCAGAACCAGGCAGAAGAAUGAAGAGAAGGAAGUAUUCCCACUGAAGGAAGCACCCCGAAAGGGGAAACGGGGGCGGAAGCCCAGCAAACCCCGGCUGAUUCCCAGGCAGACUUCCGGGGGCCCCAUCUGCCCUGACUGUGGCUGUACUUUCCCUGACCACCUCGCCCUGGAGAGCCACAAGUGCGCCCAGAACCUGAAGAAGCCCUACCCCUGCCCGGAUUGUGGGCGCCGCUUUUCCUACCCAUCCCUGUUGGUCAGUCACCGGCGGGCACACUCUGGUGAGUGCCCUUACGUUUGUGACCAGUGUGGCAAACGUUUUUCCCAGAGGAAAAACCUGUCUCAGCACCAGGUCAUACACACAGGCGAGAAGCCCUACCACUGCCCUGACUGUGGCCGCUGCUUUCGCCGGAGCCGGUCCUUGGCCAAUCACCGGACCACGCACACUGGCGAGAAGCCUCAUCAGUGCCCUAGUUGUGGGCGUCGCUUUGCCUAUCCAUCUCUGCUCGCUAUCCACCAACGGACACACACAGGAGAGAAGCCCUACACAUGUCUGGAGUGCAGCCGUCGCUUCCGCCAGCGCACUGCCCUGGUCAUCCACCAGCGCAUCCACACGGGAGAGAAGCCUUACCCGUGUCCAGACUGUGAUCGGCGUUUCUCCUCCUCCUCUCGCCUGGUUAGCCACCGGCGUGUGCACUCUGGGGAGCGGCCCUAUGCCUGUGAGCACUGUGAAGCCCGCUUUUCUCAGCGCAGCACCCUGCUCCAGCACCAGCUCUUGCACACAGGCGAGAAACCCUACCCCUGCCCUGACUGUGGACGUGCCUUCCGAAGGAGCGGCUCCUUGGCCAUCCAUCGCAGCACCCACACUGAGGAGAAACUGCACGCCUGCAAUGACUGUGGCCGCCGCUUUGCCUAUCCCUCACUGCUCGCCAGUCAUCGGCGCGUGCACUCAGGGGAGCGGCCCUAUGCCUGUGACCUCUGCUCCAAACGCUUUGCCCAGUGGAGCCACUUGGCGCAGCACCAGCUUCUGCACACUGGGGAGAAGCCUUUCCCCUGCCUCGAGUGUGGCCGGUGCUUCCGCCAGAGGUGGUCCCUGGCUGUCCACAAGUGCAGCCCCAACACUCCCAAUGGUAGCCCUAGACCUCUUAUAGGAGGGCCCAGCCAGAGGAGCAGCACUCUUUAGCAUGACAAAGACUACAGAAAGUCACAUUAUGGAGCGGUGCAAAACUCAGGAGCAGCUGCCAGAGGUCUUAAGGAAGGGAGCAGACCCAAAACCCUGGGCCCCUGCUCCAGAGCCUGAACUCCAGUGUAUUCCACCACACUGGUGUCCUAUAGCACGUCUGAAGCUUUCAUCAGGAGAGGCGAUGCCAUUUGAUUAAAGUUUUCCAAGCUAA